Balearica regulorum gibbericeps (East African grey crowned-crane) is the source of this 1952-nucleotide messenger RNA. NCBI's taxonomy places the organism in Eukaryota, Metazoa, Chordata, Aves, Gruiformes, Gruidae. The record is from RefSeq and is a predicted model, not a curated record.
GAGCCGUAGCACUGAAGAAUCUUGAAAUAAAAGAAAAUGCACUGAGUCAGCUGGAUGUGCCAUUUAAAGUUAAAGCAGGACAUAUUGGCCAACUUAACCUACAGAUUCCAUGGCAAAACCUUUAUACUCAACCUGUUGAGGCGGUUCUUGAUGGAGUUUAUUUGCUUAUUGUGCCCACAGCCAGCAUAAAAUAUGAUGCUGAAAAAGAAGCCAGGCAGCUCUUGGAAGCAAGACAAAGGGAAUUGCAAAGGAUAGAGGAAGCAAAACAGAAAAUAGCUGACCAAGAUAAAGUAAAAGAAGAGAAACAAGACACUUUUGUUGAAAAACUAGUCACUCAGGUCAUCAAAAAUCUUCAGGUGAAAAUUUCCAACAUCCAUAUUCGCUAUGAAGAUGAUAUCACAAAUCGGAAUAACCCCUUGUCAUUUGGGAUUUCACUUCAGAAUCUAAGUUUACAGACCUCAGAUAAGAAUUGGAAUCCAUGUUUACAUGAUGAAACUGCCAAGUUAUUCUACAAGCUUGUACGACUGGAUAACCUUUUUGCUUACUGGAAUGUGAAAUCGGAGAUGUUCUACCAUGGUGGUUGUGAUGAAUCGUUGGUUAACUUAAAACAGGGAGUUGCCAGCCACAAUGUGAUUCCAGAAGGUUAUGAUUUUGUAUUCCGUCCAAUUUCAGCUAGAGCCAAACUGCUUAUGAAUCCUCGCUCUGAUGUUGACUUUUCAUCACCGAAAAUGGAUUUAGGUGUAGAUUUACAGGAUAUAACUGUUGAAUUCAAUAAGCCACAGUACUUCAGUGUUAUGGAGCUUCUUGAAUCUAUUGAUAUGAUGACUCGAAAUCUGCCAUACAGGAAGUACAGACCUGAUGUUCCAUUGCACAACAAUGCCAAGACAUGGUGGAAAUAUGUUAUUUAUGGCAUCCUUGAAGUAAAUGUUCAACCUAAGCUCCAAAUGUGGUCAUGGGAACAUAUUCGGUACCAUAGGAAACAAGUGAAGAGCUAUAAAGAGAUGUAUAAAACAAAGAUAACAUCAAAAAAACCUAAUGAAGAAAUCUUAAAAUUGUUGGAGGAAUUCGAAAAGGCCUUGGAUAUUUUUAACAUCACUCUAGCAAGGCAACAAGCGGAAGUUGAGGCAACUAAGGCUGGAUUAAAAAUCUACAGACCAGGAGUAAAACAAGAUGAUGAAAAUUCUGGUGGCUGGUUUAGUUGGAUAUGGAGCUGGUCAGGUGAAAAAAAGGAUGAACAAAAACCAGAAGUAAAAGGUUCAAGUCUUGAAGAGCUGAUGACAUGUGAAGAGAAGGCUAAACUUUAUGCAGCAAUUGGAUACAGUGAAACAGCUGUGGAUCCAACCCUUCCAAAAUCAUAUGAAGCCAUGAAGUUCUCUGUGAAGUUAUUAAGCAUGUCUAUAUCAAUAAGAGAAAACAAGCAAAGUCCUGAGCUGGUAGAAUUCGCAUUAACUGGCUUGAGUACAGUAUUUACCCAACGACCAGGUGCACAAGCAAUAAGGUUUGAAACAGAAAUUACCUCACUUGAAGUUACAGGCAUGUCCCGAGAAAAGUGUACACCCUGUCUCCUAUCUUCUCGAACGGUCUAUUCGGACAGGAGUACCUCACUCUUAAGCAUAAUGUUUGAGACCAAUCCUUUGGAUGAGAAAGCAGAUCAGAGGCUUAGAAUAGAAUCACAGCCGCUGGAAAUAGUGUAUGAUGCGAUGACAAUAAAUAGCUUAGUGGAUUUCUUCAGGCCUCCAAAAGAUGUACAUUUAGAGCAAUUGACAUCAGCAACUCUGAUGAAGCUUGAAGAGUUCCGUGAAAAAACAUCAACAGGUUUGUUGUAUGUUAUUGAAACCCAGAAAGUUCUUGACCUCAAAAUUAACCUCAUGGCUUCAUACAUCAUUGUUCCACAAAAAGGAUUCUAUGACUGUAUGUCAAAUUUACUACUUCUGGAUCUUGGUAGUCUUAAG